This is a messenger RNA of Leptonychotes weddellii (Weddell seal), 2039 nucleotides long. It is a transcript of the gene CTRL, whose product is annotated as chymotrypsin like. Gene Ontology annotation, molecular function: serine-type endopeptidase activity. Gene Ontology annotation, biological process: proteolysis. The record is from RefSeq and is a predicted model, not a curated record. Lineage: Eukaryota; Metazoa; Chordata; Mammalia; Carnivora; Phocidae.
ACCUUUGCUGAGCACCCACUGAGGCCAGCCUAGGUGCCAUGUGCUGGCAGGAGCAUCCUGCCCUCAGAACGGCUGAUUCCACUGGAGCUUCGGAACUGUUAAGAGUCUGCCCAACCCCUGGGGAGGGUCUACUCUGAGCUGGACUUCCCUGGGCUCCUGAUUGUGCUUUUCCCCCCAGUAUUUUAUUAUGAAGAUUUUUAAACAUAGAAGCUGAAAGAAUUGCAUUGAACACCUAUAUACCCACAAUCGACUUUACAGUUACUAUUGUUAUGUUUGCUUGAUCACAUUUCCAUCCCUCUGUUCAACCAUUAGCACAUCUUAUUUUUUUUAACUGAAGUUUGGAGUCAGUUGGCACCCCCCACACCUCUAGGAGCCCAGUCAACUUACCCAUUGCAGGUUUGCACACAGGGCUGUCUUCUCUUCCUCAGAUGGGCUGUGGACACCAAGAGCUUGCCCACGGGAGCCCCAAGGCCUGGAGGCUGUCAGAGAUUUGAUGGCUGUCACCCUUGCACCUGUAACUUCCAUCCAGGGUCAGCCAGUCACCAAGGGCUCACACCUUACCCUACUGUGUACCAGGCCUCUCCCAGGUGUCAUCUCAUCAAUAAGAGUGUGGGUUUCAGAACCAGAUGACGGUUUGGGUCCAAACGCACCCAGUGUGCUGUGGGAGAGUCACCAUCUCUUUGGGCAAACUGACUCCUGUUCCAAGUUGGUGAGAAAUCACUGAGAUGCUGUUAGAUUUGUGACCUGCCAGAACCCCUGCCCUGGCCGCAUGGCCCUGGCCCUCCACAGCACAGCUGGACAUUCCCUCCACCCAUCAGGAACACCCCUGGGUGCUGAGCACGCCUCUCUGUCUGGUGCCCCUGACAGCCCUGAGAAACUUCCCUGAUCCCAGCCACCAGGUAGUCCACACAGACCUAACUUAACCGUUUAAGUCCUUGCUACUCAGCACUCAACACCUGGGAUGUGAGGUGGUUCAGGGAGCCAAUCAGAGACCAGGCUCUAGGGGGUGGAGGUGAGAGCCCCACACCUGGGCUCUAUCUGAUAAAGUCUAGGCCUGGGUCCAGGACCUUGGCCUAGAGACCCUCCUCCUGACCAGAGCAUGGGAGAGGGCUGAGCCCACACAGAUGGCUUGGCCUCAGGCCUAGGACUUUUGCCCAAGGACGAGGAGAACCAUAAAAGCAGGUCCAGCUCUCAACCUCAUGCCUGCCACAAUGCUGCUGCUCAGUCUGACCCUUAACUUGGUUCUCCUCGGCUCCUCCUGGGGCUGCGGCAUUCCUGCUAUCAAGCCGGUACUGAGCUUCAGCCAGAGGAUUGUCAACGGAGAGAAUGCAGUGUCGGGCUCCUGGCCCUGGCAGGUUUCCCUGCAGGACAGAAGCGGCUUCCACUUCUGCGGGGCUUCCCUCAUCAGCCAGUCUUGGGUGGUCACUGCUGCCCACUGCAAUGUCAGCCCUGGCCGCCACGUUGUUGUCCUGGGCGAGUACGACCGAUCAUCCAAUGCUGAGCCUUUGCAGGUCCUGUCCAUCUCAAAGGCCAUCACGCACCCUUUCUGGAACCCCACCACCCUAAACAAUGACCUGACACUACUGAAGCUUGCCUCCCCUGCAGUCUCACCAGUCUGCCUGGCUUCCCCAGAUGAGGCGCUGCCUGCGGGCUUCAAGUGCGCCACCACUGGCUGGGGACGCCUCAGCGGCGUGGGCAAUACGACCCCAGUGCGCUUACAGCAGGUGGCUCUGCCCCUGGUCACCGUGAAUCAGUGCAGGCAGUACUGGGGCUCACGCAUCACUGACUCCAUGAUCUGUGCGGGCGGCGCAGGGGCCUCCUCGUGCCAGGGAGACUCCGGAGGCCCUCUCGUCUGCCAGAAAGGGAACACAUGGGUGCUUACUGGCAUCGUCUCGUGGGGUACCAGCAACUGCAACGUGCGCCAGCCUGCCAUAUACACUCGGGUUAGUAAGUUCAGCACCUGGAUCAACCAGGUCACAGCCUACAACUAAGCCUACCACAGGCCCUCUCCCCACCUCAAUCCAAUAAAGACCCCAUGC